UAAAUCAGAAAAAAGAAAAAUUCCAUCUUCAACCUCCAUUUUCUCUCUCUCCAUACUUUUAUUUUCUUCUUUCUCCAAACACACUAAACUUCACUUCUCUCUACACACCCAAAAACAAGAAUACCACCAAAUUCCUCUAACCUUCCUGUUAUUCAAUUUUUCUUCCUAUAUAUAACGAAAACCCUAUUCCUCUUUUUUCAUUUUUUCUCUCUUUUUCUUUACUCUUCCCUUCUCUCUCUUCACUUUUUUUUUUUCUUUUCCCAAAUGGGUCUUUAUCAAUAAACCCAUAGAUCAUCAAUUUACGUUUUUUAACAAAAAGGGGUUGUUUUAAUUUAUCUAUAUUAUAUAAUUCUACUGUUUUGUUGAAUUUUAAGGUUGUUCUCUUUUUUUUUUGUGUGUGGGCUUGUUCAAUGGCAGCUGGUGCUAAGGAAGUGUCCGGUGAGACAGCAACUACAAUAGUAGUUGUUGAAACUCCUAUAAUACCCAAUAAUUCGGAGGAGUCUAAUGAGGUUAAGGAUUCUUGUUCUGAUUCUAUUUCGAAUGGGAAAUCGGAGUAUGAAAUUCAAGAUUUUGUUGAUAUGUUGAAGAAACUCAAGCUGAAUCCUGAAGCCAAGGAGUUUUUUCCUUCCUCUUAUAAUAAUAAUAAUUAUAAUAACCGUGUUGGUGUUGGUGUUGGUGUUGGUGUUGGUAUUGGUGAUCAGAUGGUGCUUGCUAACUUUGUACCAGCUGCUAACAAGAUGAUGAUGACCACUCUGGGUGUUGUUGAUGGUUUUGGAAGUAAUCGAAGGAGAGGCAACAACUUUAACCAGGGCAAGAGGAGAAUGAACAAUAGAGCUUAUAAGGCUCAAAGAGAAGAUAGCAUCAGGCGAACAGUAUAUGUUUCUGAGAUAGAUAACAAUGUCACUGAGGAACAGCUUGCUGCUUUGUUCACUGCUUAUGGACAAGUCGUGGACUGCCGAAUUUGUGGUGAUCCACAUUCCCGUCUUCGUUUUGCUUUUGUGGAGUUCGCUGACGAGUACUCUGCAAGAGCAGCACUUAGCCUUUGUGGGACGAUGUUAGGUUUCUCUCCAUUGAAGGUCCUGCCUUCAAAAACUGCUAUUCUACCUGUGAAUCCUACAUUCCUUCCAAGGUCGGAGGAUGAGCGUGAGAUGUGUGCCAGGACAGUCUAUUGUACAAAUAUUGAUAAGAAGGUUACUCAGGCUGACGUCAAGAAUUUUUUUGAAACAAGAUGUGGUGAGGUUUCUCGUCUGAGGCUUUUGGGGGAUCAUGUGCACUCAACCCGCAUUGCAUUUGUUGAGUUUGUAAUGGCUGAGAGUGCAAUUUUGGCGUUGGACUGUUGCGGUGAGAUAUUGGGAUCCCAACGUGUCAGGGUGAGUCCUUCAAAGACACCAGUGAGGCCACGAUUUCCGCGUGCCAUGAUGCAGUAGCUGAUGUGUGUGCUCAUGAUCUGGAAAGAGUUCAGGCAAGCCCUCUAGGGAAGACUUGAGGUGUCACCAUGGGAAAGCGAAACAAAAUUCCUGUUUCAGUAGUUUCCAUGUUCUUUUCUUUUUAUGUUCCUGUCUUUGCUGGCUACAGUAACUUUAUUGGUACCAGACAUGACAUAACGCUGCUUUUUAAUCGGAAUAUCUGCACAUUUAGUA
Messenger RNA from Capsicum annuum, 1640 nucleotides. Its product is annotated as polyadenylate-binding protein-interacting protein 9. Gene Ontology annotation, molecular function: RNA binding. Bases 411 to 1427 code for a protein of 338 amino acids. The transcript has 10 exons. Lineage: Eukaryota; Viridiplantae; Streptophyta; Magnoliopsida; Solanales; Solanaceae. The record is from RefSeq and is a predicted model, not a curated record.